UGGCCUGCUGCUGUUUCUAUUUCCCAACGACGAUGGCCCUGAUGUACUUUUACGGCUCGGCCUUUCACGUGAACAAACUCCGCCUGAAGAGGGUAGUUUGCGCCAACGCUCCGGAAGUUGUCAGCGCCGGGCACAUCGAGCGGCUGGUGCUGCACGAACGCAGACUGUCGACGGCCGCUUCCCGGACAAUGGCUGCUAUGAGUCUCGGUUUCAUCGUCAUGGUCACGCCGUGGACAAUCCAGGAAGUGGUGGCUGCCUGCACCGGAAGCAAACCGCCCGCCUUCCUCGACUUCCUCGCCACUUGGCUCUCGCUCUCUAACAGCUUCUGGAAUCCCUUCCUCUACUGGCUUCUCAACAACCAUUUUCGCAGAAUUUCUCGGGAGCUCCUCUUCACCAAGAUUUUAUGCAGACCAAAGCCAAUGAGACCGAAGCAACAUUGUUGCGCCACAAGUACUGGUGCUUUAGAUGUGUGCAACAUUGGCGGCUUAGAUUUAUCAGAACUGGAACGCUACUCAAUGGAGGGCUGCUCCCUGGCGCGCUGUUCGACCCUUUCACUCGCAACAACGCCACCGCUACCUUGGGAGAUGACACCCGGUGGCGUGCUGAUCACGUGAGGAAGGGACGCCGCCACGCAAACGGACGAUCUUCCUGACUCGUUUGAAGACAACGUCAGUUAGUAUAGCGUGGCGGCGGCGACGUCGGUGGC
Ceratosolen solmsi marchali is the source of this 706-nucleotide messenger RNA. RefSeq lists its product as uncharacterized. Gene Ontology annotation, biological process: neuropeptide signaling pathway. Gene Ontology annotation, cellular component: plasma membrane. The transcript has 4 exons. Gene Ontology annotation, molecular function: corazonin receptor activity. The record is from RefSeq and is a predicted model, not a curated record. The coding region runs from base 33 to 614 and encodes 193 amino acids. Lineage: Eukaryota; Metazoa; Arthropoda; Insecta; Hymenoptera; Agaonidae.